AUGGGGGCCGCUGCAGGCACACCAGAGCGGGCAUCAUCACCUCUGAAAAGAAGAGCAUCAAGCAUGGAUCCGGAGGCUAGCGCAGACACAAUUGAGGACGUCGAUAUGAUCUCAGCUGCCACCCCCGCGCCAUCUGGCGCCGAGGCCAACAACGCCGAGGAGCCAGGGAGUAAAAAAGCGGUCCCUUCUAUUAUCAUGACUGAAAGUGUAUGUGCGACGCCCCCGCUUCCGGACUCUAUAUCGUCUUUGGAGUCUCACAUCAAGUCGAUCAUAACCUUAUGUGAAGAAAUGGCAGUCAGGCCAUUGGAGGAUGGGGAGAUGGCAUUUCUUGUCUCGAGGAAGUGGGUUCAGUCAGUUAUUGGCGACAGCAGAGAUCCCAAGGCUAGGAUGGCACCGCCGGAAUCAAAGUCUAUUGACCCGGUCGACAACUCGGACAUCAUUUGGGAAGUCAUCGAUGACCCUACGGUUGGAAGCACUCCGGAUUCCCUCAAGAAGAAGUUCGUCCGGCUGAAGCCCGGAAUGGAUACUGAGCACUUUGGCGUCUUCCCGCCUGCUGCGUGGGACCUUCUGAUGGAAUGGCCUGGCCUUAUGCCCGGCCAAUGGCCCAUUGUCAGAUAUGCUCAUAAAACCAGCGACAAUGAGUUCGAUUCAAACGUAGUUUUGGAAUUUCAUCCCCUGGUCCUCACGAUACACCGGCUGUGGUCUGCCAACAGCCCGAUACCCAUUUCACAAAUCCUGAAGACCAAGAACCCCCCACCGAUAAGACUGGCCAGAAGCCGUACCACGCUCUACAAGUCUUUUCUCUCCCAGGCUAAAAAAAGUACGGAUAUUGGCCUUAAGGAUAAAGUCCGUGUAUGGAGAAUUCCGCGAAAGCUGCCAGCAGCUGCCCCUGCUGCUGGUGCGGCGCCCACUCCUCCUGCCUCGCCUCAGCAACCCUUUGACCCAAUCAACCCUCAAGACUCGUGGCAGAACCUGCUGUUAGAUGUUGAUUCAUUCCUCGCCCUGGAGAAGGACGUCGACAGAGUCAAAAUCGACUUCCGAGAUGUCACAAUUGAUAUCAACUACAACGGUCAUGUCACAAUGGAAUUUGUAACCAUAACGACCGACGAGUCGAUCGUGCUUGAUGAGGCCAUUGAAGGAAACACGUAUGUGUCGAACUACUCUCCGUCCAAAGCCUCGGAGAAGACAUCAACAGUGCGCAGCAGCUCUACCAGCUUCGCGGUUACUCGCAACACCAGAAGUGGCCGCACUAGUCCUGCCCCCUCGGCCCCAUUGAGUCGUGGCCGGGCUCAAAAGAAGUCUGGCAGGCAAAUAGGAUGCGUGGGGCUUGGCAACUUGGGCAACACAUGCUACAUGAAUGCUGCUCUACAAUGUGUGCGCAGUGUGGAAGAGCUGACCAAAUACUUCCUGUCUAACGAGUGGGAGAGUGAGAUCAAUCGCGACAACGUGCUGGCACAUAACGGUGACGUCGCAGCAGCGUAUGCGAAUCUUCUCCAAGAAAUCUACAAGGAUAGCCCACAGGCGUCCGUUACACCCAAACACUUCAAGGGCGUUAUUGGUAAAUAUGCUCCAGCUUUCUCAGGUUGGGGUCAACAGGAUUCUCAGGAGUUUCUCGGUUUCCUGCUCGACGGCUUGCAGGAGGAUCUCAGCCGGAUCAAAAAGAAGCCAUACAUUGAGAAGCCCGACUCGACUGACGAGAUGAUAAACAACCCCGCUGCGAUCCGUGAAAUGGCUGAAAAGGUCUGGGACAUCACCAAGAAGCGAGACGAUUCGGUUAUUGCAGAUCUUUUCACGGGUCUUUACAAGUCGACGCUGGUUUGCCCUGACCCCAACUGCGCGAAAGUUAGCAUUACCUUCGAUCCUUUCAACAAUCUUACCCUGCCCCUUCCAAUUGAAAGCAAGUGGUCACAUACUGUCAAGUUCUUCCCACUCAACGACAAGCCCGUCGACAUCCGAGUGGAGCUGGACAAAUCAUCAUCGAUCAAAAUGCUGAAAGAGUUCGUCAGCAGUCGGACUGGUGUCCCGGCCGAACGAUUGCACGGUGCCGAGGAGUGGAAGAGCAAGUUUUACAAACAGUACAGCAAUGGCGCUUGCACUUCUGAAGAAAUUCAGACAAAUGACAACGCUUGGAUAUACGAGCUGGAAGCAGUUCCAACGAACUGGAACACUGCCGAAUCUAGGAAACUUGAGAACUCCCAGAAUAAGAGUCGUGUUCGCUCAAUGAUAGAUGAGGCUGAAUCCCCAGGCGCCGAGGUCUUCAGUAAGGUUCUGGUACCUGUCAUUCACCGUAGACCUGCAUCCGGCAGGUUCACUCACAGCCGCUGGUCGUUCGCAUGUCUUCCUCAUUUUAUCGUAGUGGACCCCGAGGAGGCACAAAGCGAGGAUGUCAUCCGCCGCAAGAUCUUGCAGAAGAUUGCAACAUUCUCAAAACAUGAGAUUUUCCGUCGACGAGAAGACUCGGACGCGUCUGAUACCACUGAACCUGAAGUGCUUGGGUCUGAGUCCAGUUCCUCUAAUGAUAGCAAGGUCAUUGCCCAUUCCGUCAAAAGUGAAGAUGACAUCGUCGAUGUGUCCAUGAGAGACGUCGCUGACAGGAACACAACCGCUCAAGAUAGUCGGCCAAAAUCAAGACAACCUGCCAAGUACAACUUCAAUAAGGUUGCGCCUGCUUGGGUCGACCCCGACGUGUUUUUACCUUCCGAAUUGCAGAACAUGUUUCAGCUCGGCUUCUUCACCGAAUCCGGGUCCUUGCUCGCGACUGGUAUGAACACUGUGCAGGAAAACGGUGAGUUCCAUAAGCUUUCUUCUAGGAUUGUGGAACCCACCGGUUCGGACGACACCCGGGACAGCGCAACCAUUGAUACGAGCUCCAAUGAAGAGAGCAGCUCGGACGAGCUUCCUCACGGACGCAGCCCCGAGGUCUCGGCCACGCGAAUGUUGGAAGAAAGCGAUGAAGAUAACGCCCCAAUUCCACACCGACCCAAGCAAAAGUCGGGUGCUAAGGGGCCAGGCGGUCGUAAGAAGAUGAAGGCUGGCAAAAAGUACGGGAAGAAAGGAGCUAAGCGCUUCGAGAGACAGAACAAGAAGCAGCAGCAACAGCAACAAGACUUCAUGGAUCCUGACCCGGCUACGAUGGAGCAGCCUGUGGCCGAUGGCGGCCCGCUCAUCCGCCUCAGUGAAGGUAUUGUCGUCGACUGGAAUGACGAUGCUUACGUGCAGCUUUUCGGUGAAUCGCACGCGACGUGGGAUGAUUGUGAUACCCUCCCUGACCGAGAGCUUGAGAUGGCGGUAAAGACCCGAAGCCAGCGUCGUAAGACGGGGAUCGCACUAGAUGACUGUCUGGAUGAGUUUGAGCGGGAGGAAGUCUUGUCGGAGCAGGACACUUGGUACUGCCCACGCUGCAAGCAACAUCAGCGUGCCACGAAGAAGUUUGAUCUGUGGAAGACACCUGACAUUCUUGUGGUCCACCUCAAGAGAUUUAGCUCGAGCGGCUAUAGAAGAGACAAGCUUGAAGUGCUGGUCAACUUCCCUCUUGAAGGUCUGGAUCUCACUCGUCGCGUGCUUAACAAGGAAGACGGAAAGGAGGAGGUAUACGACCUGAUCGGAGUGGACUGUCAUUGGGGUGGACUGGGAGGUGGUCAUUACACCGCACAUGCAAAGAACUUUGUCGACCACCAGUGGUAUUCAUACAAUGAUUCUUCGGUGUCAAGGACCUCACCGGAGAGGAUAGUAGACUCUUCUGCGUAUCUCCUGUUCUACCGUAGACGUUCCGACCAAGCACUUGGGGGACCCCGCUUCAAGGAGAUCCUUGAUGCAUAUGACAACGCUGGUUCAGACGACGAGAAUGCCGGGGCGGGGGAAGGCCGGCGUCUCGGCGAGGGCUCCUCCCAAAAUGGGUCGCCGAGCGCCUUCCAGGGGCCAGAAGCAGGUCGUACUCACCUGCACCAACCCGCAAUUCAUGGUGGUAGUAAACUGUCACGCUCGGAGAAUGCUUACGAGACUCAAAGCGAUGACGGUCUUGCUCGAUUGACCGAUAUGACAUUUGACGACGGUCAAUCAAUCCAGCGGAGCACUGAAGACGAGGGAAUCGACAUGCCAGACCUACCAAGCCGCACGCCCCUUGAGCAGACUUGGAGUUUCAAGCAUCUAAACCCCGAUAACGCGUCUUCGGCUCAAGAUAUGCCUGAUAGUCCUCUUGCUUCGGAUGUUGCGACAGAUGAAGCACAACACGACUCUUCAGGUGACGAGCAACUACUCAGUCCCCACAACAACUAUGAACCAGACACUGAGAUGGAGGGCCAGUACGAGUUAGGCCCAGCACCCGAGGGUGAACUGCCUGCUUACGAGGAGCCCCCCCCGCCAGCCUUCGAGAACGUGACCAGAGAUGAUAUCAAAGCAAUGUGGAACCAACCGGAAGCAGUGGUCACUGUUCCAGCGCAUGGUGAAGACCAAGGGUCUGAGGAAGCCGCUGAGAUCCACCUUGACGAUGAGGAUCUCAAGAACUAG
Pseudomassariella vexata is the source of this 4506-nucleotide messenger RNA. RefSeq lists its product as uncharacterized. Gene Ontology annotation, biological process: protein deubiquitination. NCBI's taxonomy places the organism in Eukaryota, Fungi, Ascomycota, Sordariomycetes, Amphisphaeriales, Pseudomassariaceae. The record is from RefSeq and is a predicted model, not a curated record. Gene Ontology annotation, molecular function: cysteine-type deubiquitinase activity. Bases 1 to 4506 code for a protein of 1501 amino acids. The transcript is spliced from 6 exons.